AUGGAAACCAGACACCUUAUAAAAGAGCAACCUUCUAUCAGUAUUCCGGCUUUGAGAGCUGAAAUAGUUGAAAAUUUGGGCUAUACUCCUUCAUAUAAGAAGGUUUGGGUUGGAAAGCAAAAAGCAACUGAACAUGUGUUUGGAAACUGGGAAGAGUCUUAUGUCGCUUUACCAAAAUAUCUAGGUGCACUUCAAAAGUUCAAUCUAGGAACUAUAGUUGAAUGGUGUGUUUCAAGAUCGAACGAUGUGGAUGAAGUUGAAUUUAGGCGUGUUUUUUGGGCUUUUGCUCCCUCUAUCAAAGGGUUUCACUAUUGUCGACCGGUGAUUAGUAUUGAUGGCACACACUUGUAUGGUAAAUAUAAGGGUAAGAUGCUAAUUGCAAUGGGAGUUGAUGGCAAUAAUCAAAUUUUGCCACUUGCAUUUGCUAUUGUAGAAAAUGAAUCUUAUGAUACUUGGGAUUGGUUCCUUUCUCAUGUCAAGAAUCAUGUGGUGAAAGACCGUAAAGGCAUAUGCCUAAUAUCUGAUCGUCAUGGUGGAAUUCUUAAGGCUGUCAAUGAGCAUGGAUCUCCAUGGUUAGAGCCACGUAGUUUUCAUAGGUAUUGUUUACGACAUUUCAUCAACAACUUUUAUGACAAGUUUCGUAAUUUAGAAUUGAAAGCUUUAGCUUAUCGUGCCGGGAGUCAGAAUCAAAUUCGAAAGUUCAACUCCAUCAUGGAAGAAAUUGGGAAGUUAAAUCCACGUGCUCGACAAUGGUUGGAGAGUCAUCCACUGAAUAGAUUGACACUUGCACAUGAUGGUGGAAGGAGAUAUGGGUUGCUCACAACAAAUUUGUCAGAGAUUUUCAGCAGUGUACUUAAAGGUGCUCGUUUCUUACCAAUCACAGCUUGUGUGCAACUUACAUUCUAUAGAAUGGUGCAUUAUUUUGAGGUGAGACGUCCUUUAGGAUCUAGUUCUCAAGCUCAUGGAGAUACACAUACUCCACAUGUUGUAAAACAAGUAGCUUUGAUGGCAAAAGCAAGUGCACAUUCCUUAAGAUCUUUUAACCGAGAAAAAUGUAUAUUUGAGUUGAUAACUCAAAGAGGUCGAAAUGUGCAAGUAGUUAAUUUGGAACAAAAAACUUGCACAUGUGGUAAAUGGGAGGCAUUUAAAUAUCCUUGUUCUCAUGUCUUGAGUGCAUGUGCCAAACUCUCUUUGAAUAGUUGGCAAUAUGUUGAUAGAUGUUACUCGAUUGAAUAUUAUUAUGCUACUUGGGCAUCUGAGUUCUCCCCGCUUCCUCAUGAAGCGUAUUGGCCACAAUCACCAUUUAAUGAAUUACUUCCAAAUUUAGAACUAUUACGAAAUAAAAAAGGUCGUCCUCGUUCAACAAGACUAAAAAAUGGCAUGGAUAUUAAAGAAGGAAGAAAUGUCAAUCUUUGUAGAAUUUGUAGGCAACCGGGACAUAAUCGAAAACGAUGUCCGUCUAUGCCAAGGUAA
Lactuca sativa (garden lettuce) is the source of this 1473-nucleotide messenger RNA. The record is from RefSeq and is a predicted model, not a curated record. Lineage: Eukaryota; Viridiplantae; Streptophyta; Magnoliopsida; Asterales; Asteraceae.